This is a messenger RNA of Ananas comosus (pineapple), 746 nucleotides long. RefSeq lists its product as uncharacterized. The coding region runs from base 48 to 641 and encodes 197 amino acids. The record is from RefSeq and is a predicted model, not a curated record. Gene Ontology annotation, molecular function: zinc ion binding; nucleic acid binding. The transcript is spliced from 2 exons. NCBI's taxonomy places the organism in Eukaryota, Viridiplantae, Streptophyta, Magnoliopsida, Poales, Bromeliaceae.
UCAAGCAAAAGCAGGUGCGUGAUCAACAACGAUUGUUCCAGUUUCUUAUGCGCCUACGACCUGAGUUUGAAGCAUUACGUGGCCAACUACUCCAUCGAACUCCCUUCCCUACUAUUGAUGUGGCUCUCGCGGAAUUGAUUGCUGAGGAGACACGUCUUCGAGUUUUGAGUUCCUCUUCUUCCGCAAUGCCUAACGUUCUUGCUGCUCAUGGUCCUGCAAGUCCACCUCCCGUGCCAGCGCCUACUUAUCAUCAACCGCCUUCUAGUUACAUUCCAAAUCCUGGUACUAGAAAAGACAAACGAAGCAUUCAAUGUCGUUACUGUCAUCUUUGGGGUCACUCAAUUCAAGAUUGCCGGAAAAAGAAAUGGGCAGAUCAGCAUUUACGAUCCUCUCGUAAUAUGCCUACUGUUGCAUCUGCUCCUUCUGUUCCUCCGGUCAACAACGCGUCAUCUACAGAGCAGCAACCUUCAACUAUUCAAUUGAGUCUUCCUCAACUACUGCAGAUGUUUCAGCAACACCAAUUGACUCCAUCCACUUCGUCAGGGCAGUCCUCCUCUAUCUUUUCAUCUACGCCAUCAGGUUUUGGUAUGACUGGUCCUGGAGGAUCGUCGGACCGGGACUUUGAUUGGACAGGGCCAUAGACGUGACUGCCUGUACUACAUGGACUAUCUGCACCUUCCUCCUAAAAUUAAUUCAGCAAAUAUUGCUACAACUUCAAAUUCUGAUCUCUGGCAUCGUCGUCUCGG